This is a messenger RNA of Zalophus californianus (California sea lion), 9353 nucleotides long. RefSeq names its product APC regulator of WNT signaling pathway 2 (gene APC2). The coding region runs from base 154 to 6957 and encodes 2267 amino acids. Gene Ontology annotation, cellular component: catenin complex; cytoplasmic microtubule; beta-catenin destruction complex. The transcript is spliced from 15 exons. Gene Ontology annotation, molecular function: beta-catenin binding; gamma-catenin binding; microtubule binding. NCBI's taxonomy places the organism in Eukaryota, Metazoa, Chordata, Mammalia, Carnivora, Otariidae. Gene Ontology annotation, biological process: positive regulation of protein catabolic process; Wnt signaling pathway; cell migration. The record is from RefSeq and is a predicted model, not a curated record.
AGCGGCUGCGCCGCCUGGCCAGGCCGGGACCGGGCUUUGUCCGCCCCAGAGCCCUCUGCCUGCGCCGCCGAGACCCCGGAGCCCCGGAGCCCACGCCCCGCGGCGCCCCCGACAGUCCAGCCCGAGUAAGACAAAGCGCUGCAGGAGCUGAAGAUGGCGAGCUCUGUGGCACCCUACGAGCAGCUGGUGCGGCAGGUGGAGGCCUUGAAGGCCGAGAACAGUCACCUGAGGCAGGAGCUGCAGGACAAUUCCAGCCACCUGUCCAAGCUAGAGACGGAGACAUCCGGCAUGAAGGAGGUCCUGAAGCACUUACAAGGCAAGCUGGAACAGGAGGCUGGAGUGCUGGUGUCUUUGGGGCAGACCGAGGUCCUGGAGCAGCUGAAAGCCCUGCAGAUGGACAUCACCAGCCUGUACAACCUCAAGUUCCAGCCCCCAGCCCUAGGCCCCGAGCCCACUGCGCGGACCCCCGAAGAAAGUCCCGUCCACGGCUCUGGGCCCUCUAAGGACAGUUUUGGGGAGCUGAGCCGGGCUACCAUCCGGCUGCUGGAGGAACUGGACCGGGAACGGUGCUUUCUGUUGAACGAGAUCGAGAAGGAGGAGAAGGAGAAGCUCUGGUAUUACUCACAGCUGCAGGGCCUGUCCAAGCGCCUGGACGAGCUCCCGCACGUGGAGACGCAGUUCUCGAUGCAGAUGGACCUGAUCCGGCAGCAGCUGGAGUUCGAGGCCCAGCACAUCCGCUCGCUGAUGGAGGAGCGCUUCGGCACCUCGGACGAGAUGGUGCAGCGGGCGCAGAUCCGCGCUUCGCGCCUGGAGCAAAUCGAUCAGGAACUGCUGUCCGCGCAGGACCGCGUGCAACAGACCGAGCCCCAGGCCCUGCUGGCGGUGAAGUCAGUGUCGGUGGACGAGGACCCAGAGCCUGAGGUCCCCACGCACCCUGAGGACGGUGUCCCUCAGCCGGGCAACAGCAAGGUGGAGGUGGUCUUCUGGCUGCUGUCCAUGCUGGCGACGCGCGACCAGGAGGACACGGCCCGCACCCUGCUGGCGAUGUCCAGCUCGCCAGAGAGCUGCGUGGCUAUGCGCCGCUCGGGGUGCCUGCCGCUGCUGCUGCAGAUCCUGCACGGCGCCGAGGCUGGCGCUGGGGGUCGGAACGGGAGCCCCGGGGCGCCGGGAGCCAAGGAUGCGCGCAUGCGCGCCAACGCGGCGCUGCAUAACAUUGUCUUCUCGCAGCCGGACCAGGGCCUGGCGCGUAAGGAGAUGCGCGUCCUGCACGUGCUGGAGCAGAUCCGGGCCUACUGUGAGACGUGCUGGGACUGGCUGCAGGCCAGGGACAGCGCCGACGGAGGCGGCAACGGCGGCGCCCCCGUCCCCAUUGAGCCUCAGAUCUGCCAGGCCACCUGUGCCGUGAUGAAGCUGUCCUUUGAUGAGGAAUACCGCCGUGCCAUGAACGAGCUGGGUGGGCUGCAGGCCGUAGCGGACUUGCUGCAGGUUGACUACGAGAUGCACAAGAUGACGCGGGACCCGCUUAACCUCGCCCUACGCCGAUACGCUGGCAUGACCCUCACCAACCUCACCUUUGGGGAUGUCGCCAACAAGGCCACGCUGUGUGCCCGCCGGGGCUGCAUGGAGGCCAUUGUGGCCCAGCUGGCUUCCGAGAGCGAGGAGCUCCACCAGGUGGUGUCCAGCAUCCUGCGCAACCUGUCCUGGCGGGCCGACAUCAACAGCAAGAAGGUGCUGAGGGAGGUCGGCAGCAUGACUGCUCUGAUGCAGUGUGUUCUGCGAGCCUCCAAGGAGUCCACCCUGAAGAGCGUGCUCAGUGCCCUGUGGAACCUGUCAGCACACAGCACUGAGAACAAGGCGGCCAUCUGCCAGGUGGACGGUGCGCUGGGCUUCCUGGUGAGCACACUGACCUACAAGUGCCAGAGCAACUCUCUGGCUAUCAUCGAGAGCGGCGGCGGCAUCCUGCGCAACGUGUCCAGCCUCAUCGCCACCCGGGAGGACUACAGACAGGUGCUGCGGGACCAUAACUGCCUGCAGACGCUGCUCCAGCACCUGACGUCCCACAGCCUGACCAUCGUGAGCAACGCCUGCGGCACGCUCUGGAACCUAUCCGCCCGCAGCCCGCGCGACCAGGAGCUGCUGUGGGACCUGGGGGCCGUGGGCAUGCUGCGCAACCUGGUGCACUCCAAGCACAAGAUGAUCGCCAUGGGCAGCGCCGCCGCCCUGCGCAACCUGCUGGCGCACCGGCCGGCCAAGUACCAGACCACAGCCACGGCGGUCUCCCCCGGCGCGUGCGCGCCCAGCCUGUACGUGCGGAAGCAGCGGGCGCUGGAGGCCGAGCUGGACACGCGGCACCUGGCGCAGGCGCUCGACCACCUGGAGAAGCAGGGCCUGCCCGAGGCCGAGGCUGACGCCGCCUCCAAGAAGCCGCUGCCGUCCCUGCGGCACCUGGACGGGCUGGCCCGGGACUAUGCCUCGGACUCGGGCUGCUUUGACGACGAUGAGGCGCCCUCCCUGGCUGCGGCAGCCGCCACCGCGGAGCCUGCCAGCCCAGCCGUGCUGUCGCUCUUCCUGGGGAGCCCCUUCCUGCAAGGGCAGGCGCUGGCCCGCGCCCCGCCUGCCCGCCGCAGCGGCCCAGAGGCGGAGAAGGAGGCCAGCGGGGAGGUGGCCGUGGCGGCCAGGGCCAAGGCCAAGUUGGCACUGGCAGUGGCGCGGAUAGACCGGCUGGUGGAGGACAUCUCUGCCCUGCACACCUCAUCUGACGACAGCUUCAGCCUGAGCUCUGGGGACCCCGGGCAGGAAGCGCCGCGCGAAGGCCGGGCCCAGUCCUGCUCCCCUUGCCGGCGGCCCGAGGGCAGGCGGCCGGAGCCUGGCAGCCGUGCCCACCCACUACUGCGGCUGAAGGCUGCCCACACCAGCCUCUCCAACGACAGUCUCAACAGCGGCAGCACCGGUGACGGGCGCUGUCCCCGCGAGCACACACGGCCCUGUCCACUGGCAGUGCUGGCCGAGCACCGCGAGGGGCCCCCGUGCAGCCAGGUGAGGCCCAGCCGGCUUGACCUCCAUCUGCCAGGCAGCCAGGAGCCGGCAUCCCGGGACAGCUCUGCCGCUGACGCCCGUGUGCGCACCAUCAAGCUGUCGCCCACCUACCAGCAUGUGCCGCUCUUCGAGGGCCACCCCAGGGCGGGCAUGGGGCCCCUGGCCCCCGGAGCCCGGAAGCAGGCCUGGCUGCCCACGGACGGCCUGAGCAAGGUGCCAGAGAAGCUGGGAGCAGACACAGUGCCGCUCUGCCUGUCCCGCUGCAGCUCCCUGUCCUCACUGUCCUCGGCUGGCCGCCCAGGCCCCAGCGAGGCCGGGGACCUGGACAGUGACUCGUCGCUGGAGGGGCUGGAGGAGGCAGGACCCAGCAAGGCAGACCUGGAUGGGGCGUGGCUCGGGCCCGGGGCCGCCUCCCUGCCCGUGGCCAUCCCGGCACCCCAGCGGGGUCGGGGCCUGGGGGUCGAGGACACCACGCCAUCUAGCUCCUCGGAGAACUGCGUGCAGGAGACGCCGCUGGUGCUGAGCCGCUGCAGCUCAGUGAGCUCCUUGAGCAGUUUCGAGAGCCCAUCCAUCGCCAGCUCUGUCCCCAGUGACCCGUGCAGUGGGCUGGGCAGCGGCACGGUCAGCCCCAGCGAGCUGCCCGACAGCCCCGGGCAGACCAUGCCACCCAGCCGCAGCAAGACGCCCCCGCUGGUCCCCGUGCCCCCUGGCGAGCGCGAGAGCACCCAGUUCAGCUUGCAGUGGGAGAGCUAUGUGAAGCGCUUCCUGGACAUCGCGGACCGCCGCGAGCGCUGCCGGCUUCCGUCCGAGCUGGACGCGGGAAGCGUGCGCUUCACUGUGGAGAAGCCCGACGAGAACUUUUCGUGUGCUUCCAGCCUCAGUGCGCUGGCCCUGCACGAGCACUAUGUGCAAAAGGACGUGGAGCUGCGGCUGCUGCCCCCGGCCUGCCCCGAGCGUGGCGGUGGCGGUGGCGGCCCUGGACUGCACUUUGCUGGGCACCGCCGGCGGGAUGAGGCCGGUGGCUGCCUUGAGGGGCCAGCCGCUGCCGACCAGGAGCUGGAGCUGCUGCGUGAGUGCCUGGGGGCGGCGGUGCCCGCCCGGCUCCGCAAGGUUGCCUCGGCCCUGGUGCCCGGCCGCCGUGCGCUGCCCGUGCCCGUCUACAUGCUGGUGCCUGCCCCCGCCCGGGUGGAAGACUCCUGCACCGACUCCGCUGAGGGCACACCUGUCACCUUCUCCAGUGCCACCUCACUCAGUGAUGAGACACUGCAGGGACCUCCCAGGGACCCGCCUGGCGGGCAUUCGGACAGGCAGAAGCCUGCAGGUCGUGAGGUCCCGGCCAGCCAGGCCACCGGCUAUAGGCACAGGGCACGGGGUUCGGGCCGGAGCACGGAGCAGGCCCGGGGGGCAGGCACGAGCCGGGUGGGGCUGGAACUGCCCCUCCGCGGGCCCUCAAGCGCCUGCACGGACCGGGCCAGCCCCCGCCCCAGCCCUGCGCGCGGGGACGGGGCGCUGCAGUCACUGUGCCUCACGACACCCACCGAGGAGGCCGUGUACUGCUUCUACGACUCAGAUGAGGAGCCCUCCGAGGCGGUGGUGCCCCCGCGGCGGGCGUCAGCCAUCCCCCGUGCAGUAAAGAGAGAGCACCAGGCUGGCAGGAAGGAGGUGCAGGCCGUGCCCAAGGCCACACCCAAGGCCACGCAAGCCGCCCGCACCCAGCCCAGCCUCAUCGCCGACGAGACGCCGCCGUGCUACUCCCUGAGCUCCUCCGCCAGCUCCCUCAGCGAGCCUGACCCUCCUGAGCCUCCGGCGCCCCUGGCCAGCCAGCCCCAUGCUCCCCAGCCAGCGGCCAAUAAGGUGCCAGGCACUGGGGGUGUGCGUAACGGCCCCCUGAGCCCGCGGGCGGAGACAGGCCUGCUCCGGCGCUGCGUUGGCUCCGCGGUGCCCAGGCGCCGGCUCCAGGCCUCAGGCCCACGGCGCCGCAAGCCCCAGGCUGCCCAGCCAGACAGGCGGCCGGCAGAGGCGCCCCGGGAGCGUGGGGACGAGGCGGCGAGCUCAGACCAUGCCUCAGACCUGGACAGUGUCGAGUGGCGUGCCAUCCAGGAGGGCGCCAACUCCAUUGUCACGUGGCUGCACCAGGCGGCGGCGGCAGCCACCCACGAGGCCUCGUCUGGGUCUGACUCGAUCCUGUCAGGAUCCGGGCUGUCCGGGAGCUCCACCCUGCAGCCCCCUCUGCACAGGAAGGGACAGCGGCUGCAGGCGGGGAGCCAGGCAGUCAGCACCGCGAGACCAGAGAAACGGAACUCGACCCUGGCCCAGCACAGCACCAGUGGCCCCGAGAAGCUGCGCGGUGCUCAGAAGACCGCAUGCAGGGUGCCAGCCGUGCUCCGGGGACGGACCGUGAUCUAUGUGCCCAGCCCGGCCCCCCGGGCCCAGCCCAGAGGCAACGCUGGCACCCGCGUGGCACCAAGGAAGAUGGGACCCCCGAGUCCUGCGCAGCCAGCAGCCCCUGCCAAAACCCCCAGCCCCGGGCAGCAGCGGUCUCGAAGCCUGCACCGGCCAGGCAAGAUCUCAGAGCUGGCGGCGCUGAGGCCUCCCCAGAGGAGCGCCACACCACCCGCCCGCCUGGCCAAGGCCCCCUCAUCCGGCUCCUCCCCGGCGUCUCCGGCCUCCCAGCCCCCUACGAGGAGGCCGCCCCCAGGCACCCAGGCCGCAGGGCCUCUCCCCGGCCCCGGGGCAUCUCUGGUGCCCCAAACACCCACACGGGCCCUGCUGUCCAAGCAGCACAAGACACAGAAGUCACCUGUGCGGAUCCCCUUCAUGCAGAGGCCAGCCAGGCGGGGGCCACCACCCCUGCCCAGGGCAGCCCCAGAGCCAGGCUCCCGGGGUCGGGCGGCAGCUGAAGGAAGCCCUGGCGCCCGAGGGGGCCGCCUGGGCCUGGUGCGCAUGGCCUCUGCCCGCUCCAGCGGCAGCGAGUCCUCUGACCGCUCGGGUUUCCGGCGGCAGCUGACCUUUAUCAAGGAGUCCCCGGGCCUGCUGCGCCGCCGCCGUUCGGAACUGUCCGCUCCCGAGGCUGCGCCCCCCGCCUCCCAGGGCGGCUCACCCCACCGCACUCGACCUGCGCUGCCCGCCGUCUUCCUCUGCUCCUCGCGCUGCGACGAGCUGCGGGCAGCCCCCCGGCAGGUUCCGGUCCCCCAGCGAGCCCCCGUGGCCAGGCCCAGUCCUAGUGAGCGGCUGGCCCGGCGCCCCAGCUCUGAGAGCCCGUCCCGCCUGCCUGUCCGCACCCCGGCCACCCGGCCCGAGACAGUCAAGCGCUACGCCUCCCUGCCGCACAUCAGCGUGGCCCGCAGGCCCGACACAGCCGCCCCUGGGUCCACCACGGAUGCUGCCCGCCGCAGCAGCGAUGGCGAGGCCCGGCCACUGCCAAGGGUGGCGGCGCCGGGCACCACGUGGCGUCGCAUCCGGGACGAGGACGUUCCACACAUCCUGCGGAGCACGCUGCCCGCCACUGCCCUGCCACUGAUGGGUGCCCCAUCCGAGGAGGGCCCCAGCGGCCCCCCACAGCGCAAGACCAGCGAUGCCGUGGUCCAGACGGAGGACUUUGCUGCCACUAAGACCAACUCCAGCACGUCUCCGAGCCUGGAAAGCAGGGGGCCCCCCCAGGCCCCAGUCAGCGGCCCCACUGCCCUCUCUGGCAGCGAUGUGGACGGGCCCGGUCCCACCAAGGCGCCCACCUCUGCUCCCUUUGUUCAUGAGGGCCUGGGGGUGGCUGCAGGGGGCUUUCCUGCCAGCCGGCACGGCUCCCCAAGCCGCUCAGCCCGUGUCUCCCCCUUCAACUAUGUGCCCAGCCCCAUGGUGGCAGCCACCACUGACUUGGCUACAGAGAAAGCCCCCACUGCUGCCCCCACCAGCCUCCUGGAAUAGUGGCCAGGGCCGGCCUUCUAGAACAUCCUUUCCUGGCCAAGGGCUGGUCUGGCGGCCUGGAGGGUGGUCCCACGGUCCAUCUACCCACCAGAGCCCGUGCCCUUGGAGCCCCACUGCAGCCUGAAUUGGCCUCACAUCUCACGCAUAGACGCUUGCUUCCGUGCUCUGGGGGCUCUGGAGGGAACGGGGCUGCCGGCUGGACCUCCAGUCCCAGCCUGGAGUGCGCACAGCGAGGCCUUCUGGCCUCAGCCUGGCCCCCAUGCAGAGACCACCCUCCCAGCCUGAGCCGCCCUCUGCAGCAUGCUCCAGGGCCCCGAGCUCCGCUGGGCCCAAGCCUCAGCAAGCCCUUCCCAUGUCAGGAGCCGCAGGGAGGUGACAGAGCCCACCCAAGGUGGGGGAUAGGGCUGGGGAGGGUGGCCCCAUUAAGCAAGCGCCUGCCAGCUGGGGGCCAGCCUACGCUGGGACGAAGCCUGUAAUUUUGGAGGCCCGGUAAUUGGUUAAUGAUGACUUUGCGGGUUUGUUUGCCUUCUCAUCCCCAGCUGGGGAGUGUGGGGGCAGGGAGUGGCCGAGCCCGACUCAAAGCCCCCGCCCCAGACAGCGCCGCCUAGGGAGUUGGAGCAGCCUGGACGAACAGGGACCGGCCGGUGCACCAGCGGCAGGCGCAGACAGAGCCUUGGAUGGGGGAAGGAGGGCCCUGGAACUAGGCGCGGUGCAGUGGGAAGGGGCAUCGCAGGGCGACCCUCGGGGGGGGGGUGCGUGCGGGUGCUGGGAUGCCGCCAGGGUCUGCGGUGCACCCUGUGGGAGGAAGCGUGUGGAGGGACAUUCCUGAAGGCGGCUGCCCGGCUUUUCAAUUCCCUUCUCCUUCGCCACACACACCGUGCUGGGCUCCCCGGGCUCCGCCAGGCGCACCAUCUCCUCCUCGGGACAGCACUGUAGCGGCGGGCGCGGGGGAUGCUGGCCACCGGGUGCUAGAGUGUUGUUGCCCUGGAGCUGGAGGCGGACAGACGAGGGACAGCAAGCCCGGAGGCCUCACUUCUUCCCCUCCCCCCACCAGGCUGCUCAGGGUCCGUGCGCGCAUGUGUUCGGGGUCGGCUCCAAGGGCACCUCCUUGCAGAAAGAGCCAACGACCUCUUUCCUGCGCACGGAGGCUCUGGGGAGAAGCUGCUCUCGGCAAGCGGAUCUGCUGUGACAGCCGCCGUGCCACUCCCCGCCCGGAGCCGAUGCUGUUAGAAUAGACGGGACACGGCCACCCAAGUCCCUUCUCUGGAGGAGGUGCGCCGUGGCGAGGCCCACCUGCAGACACCACUGUCCCGCCCCAUUACCCGAAGUGCUUCCUGUGGCUGACGGUCCUCACAGGAAACCCUUGUGAGCUGUGCUGAUCCCAGACCCCACAGACACCCUGCUGCUGUCAUGUUGCAUCACCAACGCCCCGUCCCGUGCGACGGGAGCCGGGGCCCGGCCCAAGGGCAGGAGGCAGCGGAGGCAGUGACGGUGGCCGAGCCAGCUGCGAAUGGCCACAGCCCGCCCCUGGGGACACACCAGAGUGUCUCAGACUCUUCUCAGAAACCACCAGCCCUGGUCCCCCUGUAGCCUGGAGGGACGGGACUGGGGCUCCUCCAAGCUCCUUUCUGGAUUUGGGACUGCCAGACAUCGUGCUUGCAUCUCCACAGGGCAGGUGCUCCCCGCGACGGCCUGGUGGGGGGGAAGCAGCUGCGGAUCUGUCACCAGCUCGUCCAGCCACAGGGGCCCACGGCUUCGUGCACUGUGAGACCCUGGGCAGUGCUUCCGCCGCUCUGUGCCUCAGUUUCCCCACGUGGGCCGUGGGGGGAACUCCCAGAGCUACCUCUUGGGCGAGUGGAGAGACCACCAGGCCCGGGGGAGAGACCUGUGCUUCGGGACCCUCCCUCGUUGCUGCCCCCGCCCAUCUGGCCACGGGCAUAUCCUCUUCACAGGCAGGGCAGGAGGGCAGCUCCACCUUGGUGGCACCCAGGGGGCCCAUGUCCCGUCCACGCCCGGCAGCCACUUUUGCCUUUCCCAGCCCCCUGUGUGGGGGCACAGCCACACCUCAUCAUCCAGCCUGCGCGGGCAGCGGGCGGCGGCAGGUGGCGGUCACCGACAAUCAACCUGAGUCGGGAGCUGGACGCCUAAGGUCUCAGGACCCGAAGGACCAACCGAGCCACCCACCAAGGGAACCGUGAAGGGCUCAUCUGCCUCUGGAGCACUCCUGGGGCAAGCCCGACAGGAACGCCUGGGAGCCCAGGCCUGUGACUUUGGACCCCGAGCCGGAUGGACACCACCACUAGCGGGGUGCUGAAUUUGGGGCUACCUGCUGGAGUGGCAUUACCUCACCCCUGCUGCCCCCCACCCCUGUCACCUGGCUGGCGGCCACAUGCCCC